This is a messenger RNA of Talaromyces proteolyticus, 774 nucleotides long. Its product is annotated as actin cortical patch SUR7/pH-response regulator pali. Lineage: Eukaryota; Fungi; Ascomycota; Eurotiomycetes; Eurotiales; Trichocomaceae. Bases 1 to 774 code for a protein of 257 amino acids. Gene Ontology annotation, biological process: fungal-type cell wall organization. The record is from RefSeq and is a predicted model, not a curated record. Gene Ontology annotation, cellular component: plasma membrane; cell cortex of cell tip. The transcript is spliced from 3 exons.
AUGAUUUUCACUUUAAACACGCUAUCCAAGGUUUUCGCCUUGAGCUCCUUUAUUCUCAGUACACUCUGUCUAUUCGCAGGCUCGGAAAAAUCAAUCUUGCAGAGUGCCAGUGUUAUGACGCUCGACACAUCCGCCUCCGAACCGACUGCAGCAAUUAAAUCCGUAAAUGACACUAGUGCAGCCGACCUGGGCCUGAAACAAUUCUACUCUGUUCAUGUGCUAGCAUACUGCGAAGGCAAUUUCGACGGCGAUGGGGAACAUGGAGUGACGAGCUGCUCUAAACGCACAGCUCCCUUUGCGUUCAAUCCAGCAAACGUCUUUUCGGCGGAGUUCAAAGCUGGGUUUAAUGUAUCCGAUAUUAAUUGGCCAGACACCAUCACAGACGACUUUCACGUUAUGGAAGUGACCACCAAAGCGAUGUCAGUGCUGUACAUUAUUGGCGUUGCGGCGACAGGUGUUACUCUUCUCAUGGAGAUCCUUCUCACACAAGCUGGAGGAAGGGCAUCUAUGAUGGCACAUUUGAUUUUCACGGUGCUUAGUUUUGUCUGUCUUGGUGUUUCCUCUUCGGUAGCCUCUGUCAUGGCUGUUCAGUUUGUCGAUCUUAUCAAUCGACAUGGAAAGAACUAUGGAAUAGCUGCAGUGAGAGGUAGCAAGUUUCUGGGUAUGACAUGGUCAGCGGUGGGACUGUUGUUUCUUACUGUUGUUAUCAGUGUUAUCACACUGCCAUCCACCAGCAGCGUUGCGUCCUCUGAAAAAGAGAUCGACAAUGUCUGA